Wasmannia auropunctata (little fire ant) is the source of this 1790-nucleotide messenger RNA. RefSeq names its product glutathione S-transferase C-terminal domain-containing protein homolog (gene Gstcd). Lineage: Eukaryota; Metazoa; Arthropoda; Insecta; Hymenoptera; Formicidae. The record is from RefSeq and is a predicted model, not a curated record. The transcript has a single exon. Bases 20 to 1741 code for a protein of 573 amino acids.
GAGAGAGAGAGAGAGAGAAAUGAGUGAGGUAUAUUUGGCGAUAUUUUCCAUGGCGGACUUGUGCCUCGCUCCGAUAGAAACGUUGGUAACUCUUUUCACUAUAAAAUAUUGCGAGUCUUUAAUUGGUAUCAAGCUAAUACCGAGCAAGCAGGACUUGACCGAGCGGGCGUACGCGAUAGAUCUCACGAAUUUCGCUUACGAGAUUGUGAAUGUUAAUGAAAUACCGUAUUAUGCGAGCUCGUGCGAAUUACCGAAUGUCACCGUAAACGAGAGCAGCUGCAUGGCUGGUUUGUGUACAGUAUUAAGGCAGAUUGUAAAGAGUUCGAGUACAGAAUGUUCAACGCACGACUGUACCAAGUUAUUAGGCUUCAAGGGUUCCUGCCUGAUGGCUUGCUCCGAGGCGAGCGUGUGGACUAAGUUCUGCGAGAUAGAUUUAAUUCUUACUCUAAAGUCUUUAGACCUGAAGGAUUUAGAGAGAUCCGAACUGCCCGUUAGCUUAGCCAGAUUCGAAUGCCACAUGUCUCAGCCGGUUAAAUUGCACAAUUUGUACAAGUACACGAUGUGCAAGAAGUUCGCCGCGCUCGAUAUAUCUAGGCGGGAUGAGACAGGUCUGCCGGAACAUGCGUACGCGGAGGGCGCGUGUGUCACGUUAUCCGACAUAAUUAUAUUUGUGUGUAUGCACAUCCUGUUAAACGCAUUUUCGAGCCACACGAUAUCAAAGCUGGUGCCCUUGACAGUUAAGUGGUACGACAGAAUGUUGGAGGAUCAGUUUAUAACAAAAUGCCUAAGUUGUCUACCUUCGUCGAAGAGUCGUAAUUCGGACGUACUCCAGUACACACUUCCAGUUGUAGUGAACGAGAGCCUGUACAAGAGCGAUCCUAAACGGUACAAGCCGAGGAGCCGGAUUUACACGAGGCAAGAGGACAUAGAGCAUUCGUUGCGGCUGAUCGAGGACAUGAAGAUCACAGUGCAGCUUGACGUCGAACCGUUCGGCGUGGGAGUGAACCUCGACUGGUCCGACGUCCCUUUCGACGCCACGCCGGAGGGCGGUCUGUUGCCGCUCGCGCGGCUGCGGCGGAAGCAGGAGCAGCUGCAGAACCUGUGCAAACCCGUUCUGAAAUUGGCGAAGGCCGGAGACACCAUUGUAGAUUUCUGCUCGGGCAGCGGCCACUUGGGGAUACUGAUAGCGUAUUUCCUGCCACGCUGCACGGUUAUUCUGCUGGAGAACAAGGAGGAGUCGCUGAACCGGGCCAAGGAGAGGGUGCGCAGGCUGAAGUUGACGAACGUGAAGUUUUGCCAGUGCAACUUGGAUUACUUCAAGGGGGACUUCGACAUCGGCACGUCGUUGCACGCCUGCGGCUUAGCGACCGACCUGGUGAUUCAGCGUUGCAUACGGAAGAACGCGAUUUUCGUGAGCUGCCCCUGCUGCUACGGCUCGCUGCAGGACUGCCAUCAGCUAACGUAUCCGCGAAGCGAUGUAUUCAGGGGACGUGUCAACAACAAAGAAUACUCAUACCUGAGUCAUGCGGCGGAUCAAACGCAUGACGAACUGAACGUUAAGACUAAACAAGGCUACAGAUGUAUGGCAAUUAUAGACACGGACAGAAAGCUGUUCGCCGAACAGUUUGGGUACAAAGUUUAUCUCGCUAAAUUAAUUCCAGAAACGUGUACACUUAAGAAUCAUUUAUUAGUUGGUCUACCAAAGGAUAAGUUAACACAUGGCGAUUCAUGUGACAAUUAAUUGCGUCCGCUGAAUGACUUUUGCAAAUAAAUUUAUAUUGAGAACAUUA